CCGGUCUUUUGCCAAGCUGUGUUAAACUGAGCCGCUCGUGGGCAUUAUGCGUAGGUCACGCUCGUCCUCGAUACGCCUGCGCUUUUAGGCUCCCAGACCGGAGUCCAAAGGACACACAUUGCAGCUUGACCCCGAGCUCCACCGCGAUGGAGCAAGUUUACUGGGUCAUCUUUGGCGCGCUUGCCUUCAUUGUGGCGGGCCUGGUGCUGACGCAGGCAAAGGAGGGCGGCCUAGUGAGCGGUGCCGGCAGCCAGCUUCAGGCGUUCUUUGCGCUGCGCAACAACUAUGUCUUCGUCUACGCGCUGAUGAUGGCCGGGGACUGGCUUCAGGGCCCCUACGUGUAUGCGCUGUACCAGCACUACGGCUAUGACGUCAAGGACAUCGGCCGCCUGUUCAUCGCGGGCUUCGGCUCCUCCAUGAUCUUCGGCACCGUGGUCGGGUCCCUGGCCGACAAGCACGGCCGCAAGAAGGCUGCGCUGCUGUACGUGGUGCUGUAUGCCGCCUCCUGCGCCACCAAGCACUCGCCCGACUACGGCGUGCUCAUGAUCGGCCGCCUGCUGGGCGGCAUUGCCACCAGUCUGCUGUUCAGCGCCUUCGAGAGCUGGCUGGUGGCGGAGCACUUUAGCCGCGGCUUCGAUGAGAAGUGGCUGGGGGACACCUUCUCCAAGGCGGUGUUUGUGGGCAACGGCCUGAUGGCCAUCCUGGCCGGCCUGGUGGCCAGCUACCUGGUGGACAGCCUCAAGAUGGGGCCCGUGGCGCCCUUCGACGCCGCCAUUGUGGUGCUGCUGGCGGGCGGCGUCGUCAUCUACGCCUCGUGGCCCGAGAACUACGGCGACCACGCGCACGCCGCCGAGGGCGUGGUGGACGUGCUGCGCCGUCAGUUCGCGGUGGCGGCCGGCGCCAUCAUCGGGGACCAGCGUAUCGCGCUGCUGGGCGCCAUGCAGUCGCUGUUCGAGGCGUCCAUGUACACCUUCGUGUUCCUGUGGACCCCGGCGCUGGCACCCGCCGGCGAGCGCAUCUACCACGGCAUGAUCUUCGCCUGCUUCAUGACGGCCUCUAUGGCGGGAUCCUCGCUGUCCGGCAUCCUUAUGAAGCGCUACAAGGUUGAGUCGUACAUGAAGUACGUGUUUGGGCUGUCGGCCCUGACGCUGGCAGUGCCCUUCCUGUUCCACGUCAGCAUCGCCGAGCAGACCUCCUCGGACUCGCAUCGGCGCAGCUUGCAGGCCGCAGAGCUGGCCGCUGGCAAGGAGGUCGUCCACGGCAUCAGCCUGCAGGGACAGAUGCAGCUGGUGGCCUUCUGCGUGUUCGAGGUGCUGGUGGGCGUGUUCUGGCCGUCCAUGAUGACCCUGCGCGCCCGCUUCAUCCCCGAGGAGACCCGCUCCACCAUCAUCAACGUCUUCCGCAUCCCGCUCAACUUCUUCGUGUGCGUGGUGCUGUACAACGUGCACCUGUUCCCGCUGUCCUCCAUGUUCGCGCUGUGCGCCACAUUCCUGGCCAUCGCCUGCGUGCUGCAGGUCCGCCUGGAGCGGCUGAUCCAAGUGCGGCCAGAGCCGGCACCAGGGGUGCCUUCAGCGGCGGCGCUGGGUGCGGAGCCUGGCAAGAUUCGCCUGGAGCGCCUCAUUCGCGCCGGGCCGCCCGCCGGCGCCGCGCCCGUCAAGGCCACGCCGGCGGAGGAGGACCACCCCCUGCUGGCCGGCACCGCCGAGAAGGCCUGACGGGGCGCAGGGCAUGCAGCACAACAACAUCAGCACCAGCAGCAGGGUAGGGAGCCGCCGAGCCCAGGAACAGGCGGGGGCCGGGGGCGGCGGCGGCGGCGCAGCAGUGGCGCCGCUGCAGCUGCAGCCGGGCUAGUGGAGGCUCUUGACGUCGGCCCUGUGGGGCUCGGCGGCGGCACUGGCACUGGCGGCUCACCUGCAGUUGGUGCGACAUGUAAUUCGCCGGUAGGGGUAGCGGUGGCGGGCCAGGGGCUCGGGGGUAGGCAGCCCCAUCACCGUCCUCAUCACGUGCUGCUGCCCGGAGAGAUCUUGGGGGACGGAGGCGGGGCGGGGGGUCCAGUGGGCGGGGCGAACAACGCCGCCGAUGAGCCGACGACCGCGGCGAUGGUGGUGUUCCCGCGGCGGCGGCGGGGUGGCGCAGCGGCGGCGGCGGCGGAGCCGUCAUCACCUCGGCAUGUGGCUGGGGCAGGUGCUGCUGGGGAAGCAGCGGUAGCGGCCGGGCCGGCUGGGAGGGGACGCGGUGGUGUGGCUGCGGCGGCUGAUGUGCGCCGCAGCCCUAGGCUGGCUGGCCGACCGGCGUUGCGUUGAUGCCGGCAUUGCGUAGGGCUAAUUUGCAUCUGUAGCGAUGGUGGGUGUGGGAUAAUUUGCAUCUGUAGCUGUUUGUGUGUGAGUUGGUAAUGUCAUUAGUUGCUGAGUUGUUGACACUGCGUUGGUGCUCUCUCGGACAAGAUUGCUUCGCAGUUGCCAUGGAAAUGACCGGGGACGUGUUUGUUGCUAUUUUAUGCAUAUACCGGUAGGGGCUGCAUACUGAUCAACGUGCUGGGUGCUUCAUUGCGCUCAGCCAAUCGAGCCGUCGAGCAGGUUUGACCUUGUGACGUGAGGGCCGCCUCACCCCGGUUAGCGCACAUGCUCGAGUGCUAUGCCACAGUAGGGUGACUUACAUGAAUGGCCUCAAAGGAGCUCCUUCGAUCCACCGAUCAAUCCUUCAUUCCGCUUGCAAGAAGGCGCACACUGUGGCGUUUGCAACAUGCCUAUGCUGGGCGACUGGCGGCAGCAGAACCAGUACAGGAAGCUCUGCAGGCAUUGCUGAGAACAGCUACUUGGUUUGUUGCACUGGAGCCAUCACCGACAGCACGAGGGGAUGCAGCAAGGCCGAGCGGUUGUAACAGGGCGACACG
Molecule: messenger RNA, 2893 nt
Organism: Chlamydomonas reinhardtii
Lineage: Eukaryota; Viridiplantae; Chlorophyta; Chlorophyceae; Chlamydomonadales; Chlamydomonadaceae
Exons: 13
Coding region: 147-1715 (522 amino acids)
Biological process (GO): molybdate ion transport
Cellular component (GO): membrane
Molecular function (GO): molybdate ion transmembrane transporter activity
Source: RefSeq, a predicted model, not a curated record